AUGGCGGAUGCCAAUGCGGCUGUUAUACUUGUGACAGUUUCAUUGGUACUCCUAGGUUUACUUUCUGGAUUAAGUUUAUCGUGGGCUCUUCUCCCAGUUGCUGUAGUCACUUUUAUUUUUAUUUUAGCGCGUGGAUUAAAAGGACGUGAUGAAUUAACACUUCUUAAUGUCUGUGUUCUGGUGCUGGGGGACAUCGGACGCAGUCCCCGCAUGCAGUACCAUGCCAUUUCUCUCAGUAAACACGGAUAUAACGUCUCCUUUAUUGGCUUUCUAGGUACCAAACCUCAUCAAGAUGUUCUUGCAGAUGAAAGGAUAGAGAUCAUUCCCAUUUCAGAAAUAAAAGGGCUUCAAGUCGGCCCUAAGAUCUUCAGGUAUGUCUCCAAGGUCAUAUUCCAGUCUCUGCAGCUUCUGUAUGUUUUAUCAUCGAUUGAAGACCAGUCUUACAUUCUUAUGCAGAAUCCUCCGGGAUUACCCGGCAUCGCCGUGGCGUGGCUGAUGUGUCGUCUGCGGGGUGCCAAAUUCAUCAUCGACUGGCACAAUUAUGGUUUCACCAUCAUGGGUCUCACUCUGGGGGAAAAGCAUCCAAUAGUGCGACUGGCAAAAUGGUACGAGAAGUUCUUUGGUCGUUUCUCUAAUCAUAAUCUGUGUGUCACUAACGCAAUGAGAGAAGAUCUUGAAAAAAAUUGGAAAAUUAAAGCAACAACUCUGUAUGACAAACCACCCUCCAUAUUUCGGGAGACACCUUUAAAACUGCAGCACGAGCUCUUCAAGAGACUGGGCACAGUUUAUUCCCCAUUUCAAACCAGUGUUCGGUCCAGCCCAGAGCACAUGGAGCUGACCGCUUUCACAGAGCGCAACGUGAAGACAGGUGCGGUUACCAUGGCUACCGGACGACCUGCCCUACUGCUCAGCAGCACCAGCUGGACGGAGGAUGAAGACUUCUCUGUUCUAUUGAAAGCACUUGAAGAUUAUGAGAGAUUUGUGGAGGCAGGGGACACUCUUCCAUCACUGGUCUGUGUGAUCACAGGCAAAGGCCCUCAAAAGGAAUAUUACCAGAAACUGAUCAACUCCAAGGAUUUUAAACAUGUGAGGUUUUGCACUCCGUGGUUGGAAGCAGAGGAUUACCCUGUUUUACUCGGCUCUGCAAAUCUUGGGGUCUGCCUGCACAAGUCAUCCAGUGGUCUUGACCUUCCUAUGAAGGUGGUUGAUAUGUUUGGCUGCUGUUUGCCUGUCUGUGCUAUACAUUUUCAGUGUUUGCAUGAGCUGGUGAAACAUGAUGAGAACGGUCUGAUAUUCAAAGACUCAGCAGAACUGGCAGAACAGCUCAAGUUACUGCUGUCAGACUUCCCCAGUGAAGAGGGCAAGUUAGGCACCUUCAGGAAGAACCUCAGGCAGAGCGGACAGCAGCGCUGGGACGAGAACUGGGACCAAAACAUCCUGCCUCUCCUCAAGGACCACACUGACUAAUAAUCAAACAGGGUGUGUGGGUACGGUCUGUUACCGGGUCUACAUUCAAGCCACUGACCGUAGACUGAGUCUGUUCAUCAGGUCUUUAUACACAAGGUCAUCAUUCCUUAGGUCACUCCAUCAUCCAAUGACAUCAUCGCCAUCCUAAGCAUUUUAAUCACGC
Messenger RNA from Chanos chanos (milkfish), 1630 nucleotides. It is a transcript of the gene alg1, whose product is annotated as ALG1 chitobiosyldiphosphodolichol beta-mannosyltransferase. Bases 1 to 1467 code for a protein of 488 amino acids. The transcript is spliced from 13 exons. The record is from RefSeq and is a predicted model, not a curated record. NCBI's taxonomy places the organism in Eukaryota, Metazoa, Chordata, Actinopteri, Gonorynchiformes, Chanidae. Gene Ontology annotation, molecular function: mannosyltransferase activity. Gene Ontology annotation, cellular component: endoplasmic reticulum.